GUGGACGACCAGAUGAAGCUUCUGCAGAACUGCUGGAGCGAGCUCCUCAUCCUGGACCACGUGUUCCGGCAGGUGAUGCACGCCAAGGAGGGCUCCAUCCUGUUAGUCACCGGCCAGCAGGUGGACUAUGCAGUGAUCGCGUCACAGGCCGGAGCCACCCUCAACAACCUGUUGGGCCACGCCCAGGAGCUGGUGGCCAAGCUGCGCUCGCUGCAGCUCGACCAACGGGAGUUCGUCUGCCUCAAGUUCCUGGUCCUCUUCAGCAUGGACGUGAAGAACCUGGAGAACUUCCACCUGGUAGAGAGCGUCCAGGAGCAGGUCAACGCGGCGCUGCUGGACUACGUCAUGUGCAACUACCCGCAGCAGACGGACAAGUUCGGCCAGCUGCUCCUCCGGCUGCCUGAGAUCCGGGCCAUCAGCCUGCAGGCCGAAGAAUACCUUUACUACAAGCACCUGAACGGAGACGUGCCCUGCAACAACCUGCUCAUCGAGAUGCUCCACGCCAAGAGGGCUUAGGAGGGGACUGUGCUACCCAUAAUGCAGCUUGUGCGGACGCCAGGAGAGUUUUGCCGCGGCACAAAAAACUCUUUUAACCAAUGAACCUAGCAGCUCUGACUUUGGCUGGGCGCUGACCCGGAGGACAAAGAGCGAGUGGGUUAGAAACUCUUGUUUAUAUUGAACUAUUGAAGUUCCGAUGUGGACGGACACACGUGCACAGAGUAUGAUAAUGUGCAGAAAAACAGCAUGUGGAUCCCUUUAUUCUAAAAAACUUAAAAAUGAAAAACAUUAAAAAAAAGGAGGAGCCGCUUCUGAACCCCACAGAAAAAGACAGUACUAAAAUAAAAGGGGAAAAAAAGAACUAAACACUGCAUUUGCAUUUACACCACGAGAUGGCAUCUCAUCGUCUGCACGAGCACGGACUAUCACGACUGGCAGGCAGCGGCCAAGAGAAACAACGACUCUCGUGUGUUUGAGCACCGGUGACGCAGCAGGAGGCUUUUUUCUGCUCAUCUUUCACGCAGCUCCGUGACCGGAGUGGUGGCCGAGCUCCGGUCACUGGUCCUCGGCUUGGAGCUGUUGCUGGUACUGUACAGACAAACUGGAGCCUCAGACUCUUUCCCACCAUCGUCGUCGUCGUUUUCUUUUUUUUGCCACGGCAGCUUGACCUGACUGAAAAGACUGAGAGCUGAUGGUAAAAAGAAAAAGAAAAAAGAAAAGGUCUAAAAACUGAAUAUUUAAUGAACAAAAUGAUAAAUAGGCCAAUAAAAAAAAGUACAAUGUUCCUUUUUUUCCUCUUGUAAUGAAGUCAUUUGCUAGUCAUGGUCACCUUGUGGUUCACCCCCACCCCCCCCAACCUUUCUUACUCCGCCUGCCCCCGAAGUCAUCUUACACUAUGUACCUCAGAACGACCAGUGUUAAAUAAAUUCAGUUCAUAACGUCGGCUGAAACAAUUGUAUUUAUAACCCAUUUCUCCUGCUAACCCCCCCCCCCCUCCUCUUUUCAUUAUUUCAUUAAAACUGGAACAAAACAAAAGUGAGAUUGUGGAGACGGAGAAGGAUCGACCCUGCCUUUGUCCGGAAAGACCAAAGCCUGCUGCAGAACAGAAGGAAAUGACAAAUACCUUAAUAAUCAGUAUUAUAAAAAGAAGAAGAAAAACAAAACAAAAAAAAAGAUUUGUGAUGUCACAGUUCUGUGAGUCUUGCCUUAUUUCAUCACCAUGCUAGCUAACCGUGCAGAUGUGAAUGAAAAUAUGUACAAAUAUAUAUAUAAAGUAAUAAUGUUGUAAAAAAUUUAAAAAAGAAUAAUUCACCAGGUGUUUACAUUCAUGUGGUAAUAUGGGAGAGAACUGUGAUGAAGCAUAAAUUGCAAAGCAAUGAUUUCCUACAAAAUGAAAUCAACUAAUUGAAAAAAAAGAAAAAAAAAGAUGAUCCCUCUGGUUUGCUUUCUUUGAUGUGUGUACAGUGUUUUAUUAUUAUUAUUUUUUAUUUGUUUUGAGCAGUACUUAAAUUAUGUCGUGAGACACUAAAAUCAAAAAGGAAUCACUUAAGAAUAUUAAUUUCCAUCUGUGUCUGCUGGCAUUCGAACAUCUGUUUCUUGAACGUUGCUGUGUAAGGGUUCCAUUUCACGUUCAACGUUUUUGUAGCCUCUUUUCAUUUUUUACAGUGCUUUUACCUUUUUGAUGUACAGUAUGUCACUGGUUACGCUUAUAAAUGAAGGUAAUUUAUUGCGUCUCUGAGUUCCCAUCUUCGUGUUACAUGACGUGAGGUGUCCGCGCCAAAAUAAAUUUGUUUACUGUA
Molecule: messenger RNA, 2297 nt
Organism: Pleuronectes platessa (European plaice)
Lineage: Eukaryota; Metazoa; Chordata; Actinopteri; Pleuronectiformes; Pleuronectidae
Product: nuclear receptor subfamily 5 group A member 2
Biological process (GO): hormone-mediated signaling pathway; tissue development; regulation of transcription by RNA polymerase II
Cellular component (GO): RNA polymerase II transcription regulator complex
Molecular function (GO): RNA polymerase II cis-regulatory region sequence-specific DNA binding; nuclear receptor activity
Source: RefSeq, a predicted model, not a curated record